Molecule: messenger RNA, 1761 nt
Organism: Morchella importuna
Lineage: Eukaryota; Fungi; Ascomycota; Pezizomycetes; Pezizales; Morchellaceae
Exons: 7
Coding region: 1-1761 (586 amino acids)
Biological process (GO): oligosaccharide catabolic process
Molecular function (GO): alpha-amylase activity
Source: RefSeq, a predicted model, not a curated record
AUGAUUAUGAGGACAGGCACCAAAGCCUUAGACAGUGACCCGCAUCGUGCGUGGUGGAAAGAGGCCUCGGUGUAUCAGAUUUACCCAUCGUCUUUCAAGGACUCAAAUGGUGACGGAUUAGGAGAUAUUCCGGGUAUAAUAGAAAAAUUAGACUACAUGAAGUGUCUCGGGAUUGACGUUGUGUGGCUUUCACCAGUAUACAAAUCGCCGCAGGUAGACAUGGGGUAUGAUAUUUCCGACUACUACAAUAUCGAUCCCCGAUACGGGACCGUAAAAGACAUAGAGACAUUGAUCAAUGGUUUGCAUUGCCGCGGCAUGAAGUUGGUUAUGGACCUUGUGGUGAACCAUACUUCGGAUCAACAUGACUGGUUUGUUGAAUCGAAGGCUUCCAAAAACUCUCCAAAAAGGGAUUGGUACAUUUGGAGACCCGCAAAAUAUGAUGCAGGUGGAGCUAGGAGACCUCCGAAUAAUUGGAGUUCAAUUUUUGGUGGGAGCGCUUGGAGAUGGGACGAGCACACACAGGAAUAUUACCUCCACCUCUUUUGUCCAGAGCAGCCAGAUCUUAAUUGGGAGAAUCCGGCCGUCCGCGCUGCCGUAUAUGAUGCUAUGUCCUUCUGGCUGAACAAAGGCGUCGAUGGUUUUCGUAUGGACGUUAUCAACCUCAUCAGCAAAGUUCCUAGUCUCCCGGAUGCGCCGGUGACACUACCAGGCGAGCCAUGGCAGCCGGGGACGCAAUAUUAUGCAAAUGGGCCGCGUAUGCAUGAAUUUUUGCAUGAGAUGAGAAAGGAGGUAUUGGAUAAAUAUGACACAAUGACAGUGGGUGAGAUGCCAUGGAUUAAAGAGCCAGAAGAGGUGUUGAAAGCUAUCGGGAGAGAUCGGGAAGAGUUGGAUAUGGUUUUCCAGUUCGAUAUCGUUGAUAUGGAUCUUGGUGCGUCGGGAAAAUUCACAAAGCACGACUGGGAUCUAAAGGAGCUAAAGGGUAUUGUUAACACAUGGCAAACCUUCAUGCAAGAACACGACGGAUGGAAUGCACUUUUCCUGGAGAACCACGAUCAGCCGCGCUCGGUCAGUCGCUUUGUGACUGAUAAGCCCGAAUUACGAGGGUAUGCGGCAAAGAUGCUAGCCACAUUUUAUGCGUUACAAAGAGGGACCCUAUAUUUGUAUCAAGGGCAGGAGUUGGGGAUGUCUAACCUACCAAAAGAAUGGGGAAUUACGGAGUAUAAAGAUGUUGAAACUCUUAAUCAUUGGAAUCAGGUUCUCGAAGAGAGAGGCGGCAAUGAGGUAAAUAUGGAUGAUGUGAUGGAAAUGAUUCAAUUUCGAGCUCGUGAUAAUAGUCGAACUCCUAUACAAUGGGAUGAUUCCGCCAAUGCCGGGUUUACCACCGGAAACCCAUGGAUGCGUGUCAACGACGACUACAAAUCCUGGAAUGCAGCUCAGCAAAUAUCCGAUAAAAACAGCGUGUAUAACUAUUGGCGUUCAGUUCUAGAGCUUCGCAAAGGUUACAAAAAAUUAUUCAUAUAUGGUCAUUUUAAGAUGCUUACCUUAGAUAACCAAAUGGUAUUCGCAUAUCAAAGAACCUUUGGGGGUGUAAGGGCUGUAAUUGUUUCAAACUUUUCUGCGGAGGCAAUUUCCUGGUCAACGGAGGAUGAGGGAUUAGACUUAAAGACCGCCGAGCGAAUUAUGGGAAACUACGAUGACUCUCAGAUCAAUGAUGGGGUUCUGCUUCUGAGACCACUGGAAUGUGCGGUAUUUAUCUUUUAA